This is a messenger RNA of Suillus fuscotomentosus, 1338 nucleotides long. RefSeq names its product MFS general substrate transporter. The record is from RefSeq and is a predicted model, not a curated record. Gene Ontology annotation, molecular function: transmembrane transporter activity. Gene Ontology annotation, biological process: transmembrane transport. The transcript is spliced from 12 exons. Gene Ontology annotation, cellular component: membrane. The coding region runs from base 1 to 1338 and encodes 445 amino acids. Lineage: Eukaryota; Fungi; Basidiomycota; Agaricomycetes; Boletales; Suillaceae.
AUGCAGACGACGACAAUCAGUGAAGGUCAUACGGAUUUACACCAUCUCACAAUUGACCCUCAGCACAAUCUUAAAGAAAGUGACAAACACAAUGAAGGAGUUGAAACGCGAGUGGGGUCGUCUGCAAGUGAUUCAGGAGCAGCGUCUGUCUCUGACAUGAAAGCCCAAACGAAACGUCAGCGGCUGCGCGCACGGGUGCAAUUUGCGACAGUUUGUGGGUCUAUGUACCUAGCUGGAUGGAAUGACGGGACGACUGGUCCAUUGCUCCCCCGGAUACAGAAAGUGUAUGACUUGAAUUUCACUAUCGUAUCCUUGAUAUUCGUGUUCGCAUGCGUUGGCUUCCUAUCUGGAGCAUUUGCAAACCUAUAUCUGAAUGGCAGAUUCGGUUUCGGGAAAGUGAUUGUAUUAGGAUCUGCGUGUCAAGUGAUAGCGUACGCCAUAGAGGCGGGUGCCUUGCCAUUUCCUGCAUUCGUGCUAGGCUACGCCAUCAAUGGCUUUGGAAUGGCUCUACAGGACGCACAAUCGAAUGGUUAUGUGGCCAGUCUCAAGGAUAAUCCCGAGGUGAAAAUGGGGAUCCUCCAUGCAGUAUACGGUGCUGGCGCUUUGUCGUCCCCUUUGGUAGCAACGCAAUUUGCCCAGCUUCCGCAUUGGUCAUUUCACUACCUGUGCAGCCUUGGUGUUGCGUUCAUAAACAUAGUAUCGUUGAUUCUAAGCAUUUCACAGAGUGCCUCGCUCAGAUUGGACAACCACCAGGAGAAAAGGGAACAAGCUGAGAAGAGCCAGUUCAGCCAGAUAUUGCGGCUCAGAGAAGUGCACCUCCUCGCCUUCUUCAUUUUAAUAUAUGUAGGAGUGGAGGUCACUAUGGGUGGGUGGAUGGUGACGUACAUAAUCGACGUGCGCGGAGGAGGUUCUAGCUCGGGAUAUAUAUCAUCAGGGUUUUUUGGAGGUCUCAUGAUUGGCCGUGUCGGUCUUUUGUGGGUGAACAAAAAGGCAAGUCUUUAUCCCCUUCAUAGCAUGCAACAUAUAUCUCAAAGAUCACAGGUUGGGGAACGUCGUGUUUUGUUCAUUUAUGCUAUCCUCGCAAUUGGGCUGGAACUAGUAGUAUGGCUGGUACCUUCGCUCAUUGGUGCAGGCGUUGCGAUCUCCAUAAUUGGAGUGAUUUUGGGGCCGAUGUAUCCCAUCGCUAUGAAUCACACAGUACGAAUUCUCCCUGAGUGGCUCGUCACAGGGUCGAUUGGCUGGAUAGCAGGCUUCGGACAAGCAGGUUCUGCACUCUUACCAUUCUUAACCGGUGCCAUUGCAUCGGAGGCGGGAAUAAAGAGUUUACAGCCAUUGUGA